Molecule: messenger RNA, 2428 nt
Organism: Anoplopoma fimbria (sablefish)
Lineage: Eukaryota; Metazoa; Chordata; Actinopteri; Perciformes; Anoplopomatidae
Product: plexin domain-containing protein 1-like
Exons: 13
Coding region: 389-1810 (473 amino acids)
Source: RefSeq, a predicted model, not a curated record
AACACCUUACUCUGCAACACUCAAGCUGUUUGUCAACUCCUUUCCCUGACAUGGACCAGUUCUGCCAGGAGUUACUUUAAAGGGCAAAACAAGGACGUGAAGCAGAGAAGAGAGACAGAGGAGGGCGAGAAAAGCAGGAAACCUUGGUUGAGGUGAAGAGAAAAAGCAGCUGUGUGGGAGAGCAGAGUGUCGAAGAGAGAGCAACCAUAAGGCAGGGGAGUGGAGGAGUGAGGCGCCCCGUUCCUUUGAGCCAAGUCAGGGGGGGAAAAGAAGAAGAAGAAGAAGAAGAAGAAGAAGAAGAAGAAGAAGAAGAAGAAGAAGAAGAAGAAGAAGAAGAAGAGAGGAGUGAUAACGAGUCAGGGAAGGAGGGAGAAGAGUUGGCCGGACAAUGGGGCUUUGUGCCGUUCUCCUCAUCUGUCUCUCCCAGGCUGAGCUGGGGAGAGUCUGGGCUCAGCAGCAUGAAGAUACACUGAGUGGGAUUCCUCUGCAGACGGAUGUGGAUCUGUCAGGAACCAGGAGGGACCAGCAGACCCCACACAAACACAGAGAAGCCCGCAACACCAGAGGAGGAUUUGAUGUCAGUACCCUGCCUGACAACAUGACCCGCAUCGUGAAGGACUCCCAUCGGUACUACAAAUGGCAGCGUUUUGGUCCAUCAGACAGACGGACUGAGGACUUGUGGGUAGAUCUGAACAACCUGCACAAGAGCCAAGUCCAGAUCCACGGCAUACUGUCCAAUGCACACCGACAGGCAGCGAGGGUGGCGCUUUCUUUUGAUUUCCCUUUUUAUGGACACCACCUGAGACAGAUUAUCAUAGCGACUGGUGGGUUCAUCUUCAUGGGGGAGGUUACUCAUCGAAUGCUGACUGCCACACAGUACGUCGCCCCCCUCAUGGCCAACUUUGACCCCAGCUUCACCAAGAACUCAACAGUGAGGUACUCGGACAACGGGAAUCUCUUUGUGGUGCAGUGGGACAAAGUGCAGCUGAAGGACCGAGAGGCCGAAGGAGCUUUUACUUUCCAAGCAGUCCUCGACAAAAAUGGAACCAUUGUUUUCAACUACAGAGAAAUCCCCAUAUCAGUGGAGACAAUGAAUUCCACAGAGCAUCCAGUGAAAGUUGGACUGUCUGAUGCUUUUUUGGCCCGACUCCCAUCACAGCCCGCAGAUGCAAAUCAGCUCACCAUCUAUGAGUAUCAUCGCGUUGAGAUUAACCUCACAAAGAUCGUUAGCAGAUCUUCUUUUGAGUUCACGCCUCUGCCCAUUUGUCUUCAACACACAUCCUGUGAACUCUGCCUGACAUCCAACCUGACUACUGGCUGUGGCUGGUGCAACACACUUCAACGAUGUUCUGACGGUAUCGACCGGCACAGACAAGAGUGGUUGGAUUAUAACUGCCCUGAAGAGGCAAAAGGCACAUGUGAGGACUACAACCCUGUACUACCUGAGGGAUCUAUGAGCUCCUACAACCAGUCUUCUCCAGGUCCAACACCGUCUUCAGCAGUGAUCGAAGAACAGCCCGUCACUAAAGAUAUAGAGACGAGUCCACCAGACCAUAAGGGGAUAACAGAGAACACGGCCAUCAUAGCAGGUGUAGUGGCUGCACUGGUUCUGCUCGUAGUGCUGACCUUACUGGCCGUCUACUACAUCAACACACACCCCACAGUCGCUCCGCCGUUCUACCUCAUGCAGCGUCGCACCAACAACUACUGGCCCUCCAUGAAGUUCCGCAACCAGGGCUGUCAGUCCAGUUACGCCGAGGUCGAGCUUGGGGGUCAUGAAAAGGAAGGUUUCAUCGAAGCUGAGCAGUGAUGCUAAGAUUCCUGGACCAGCAGGACUCAGAUAGAAGAACAGAAGGACACCAUCUUGAGGACUGCACAGGCAUUACAAGUGGAGGAAUGUAGACCAACAGGCCGACACAGGGUGUCCCUACUCCAACCUUGGCGGCUGGACAGUGUUUACUGUAACUGCUCUUGUAGCUCUUCCCAGCUUUCUCUGUGUCUAUUGCUCUCUGCCAUCACACAGGGGAUUUGCCGUUUUAUUACAAGGGUUGGAGGGUCUGAGAGGAAGCCUGCUACAAAAAUGAUGAGAUGCAAAUGUGUAACUGUACAAAAAGCGCAAGCAAGGAUGUCAGGGAAUGACUCGAACUAGCCUUCAUACUGCAAACCAACAUACGGCUCAACGUAACAAUGUGUUUCUAUUCAGUUUAUGGAGUUGUUUUUGUUUCAUGAAACUUCCACGCGACCAACGACUGGUUCAUAAAACGUUAAAUUUGUGUGGACUUCACUAUAACAGAUAUUUAGCUAUGUAACUGAUAGUGAUUAUAAUGAUCAUGUUGAACUUCUCUGGAGAAAUGUUAUGAGAGUUUUCUUUUAACCCUUUCUGUUUAAAUGUCUUCUAAUAAAAGCUGUUGGUGAGUGUUGAUUAUAA